AUGUUGAAAGAAGUGAAAAUAUUGGCAAAAUUGGUCUCCGAUUUUGUAGUCAAAUAUCACGACUCGUGGACCGAAGACCCGCAUCUCUACAUACAGAUGGAGUACUGCCCGCAAACACUCCGCUCUGUCAUCAAAGACAAACCACUAGUGUUUGGCAGACUAUCACCGGCCGAACCGCAGACUGUCUUCGAGUACUUUAUAUCGUGCGAAAUACUUCGGGAACUUUUGCUAUGCCUUAAAUUCAUACACGAAGUUAUACCGCCUAUUAUUCAUCGGGAUAUAAAACCCGAUAAUAUAUUGAUUUCAACAAACAGCACAAAUAUUAAGCUAGGUGAUUUUGGUUUGGCCACCGAACAUGAUCGCCAAUCUAAGAGCCACACACACGGCGUCGGGACAAAGAACUAUAUGGCACCGGAAAUAGGAUUUUGGGGAUCUAAAUACGAUUGUAAAGUUGAUGUUUACAGUAUGGGAAUGAUUAUGGCAAAAAUAUUUGAAAUGUAA
This is a messenger RNA of Medioppia subpectinata, 501 nucleotides long. The record is from the annotation of a GenBank genome assembly. Lineage: Eukaryota; Metazoa; Arthropoda; Arachnida; Sarcoptiformes; Oppiidae.